This is a messenger RNA of Peromyscus eremicus (cactus mouse), 1836 nucleotides long. It is a transcript of the gene Tyw5, whose product is annotated as tRNA-yW synthesizing protein 5. The coding region runs from base 53 to 1000 and encodes 315 amino acids. The record is from RefSeq and is a predicted model, not a curated record. The transcript is spliced from 8 exons. Gene Ontology annotation, biological process: wybutosine biosynthetic process. Gene Ontology annotation, molecular function: 2-oxoglutarate-dependent dioxygenase activity; tRNA binding. NCBI's taxonomy places the organism in Eukaryota, Metazoa, Chordata, Mammalia, Rodentia, Cricetidae.
GUGACGGACACGUCCCGCCGCCCAGGCCUGUGCAAACUAACCUGAGCCCGGCAUGGCGGAGCAGCGCCUUCCGGUGCCCCGGCUCCGGGGCGUCUCGCGGGAGCAGUUCAUGGAGCAUCUCUACCCACAGAGAAAGCCUCUUGUGUUGGAAGGACUGGACUUGGGAUCUUGUACAAGCAAAUGGACAGUGGAUUACCUGAGCCAAGCUGGAGGGACAAAAGAAGUGAAGGUUCACGUUGCUGCAGUCCCACAGAUGGACUUCAUUAGUAAGAACUUUGUGUAUAGAACAUUACCAUUUAACAAGCUGGUCCAGAGAGCAGCCGAAGAAACGCAUGAAGAAUUCUUUAUUUCAGAGGAUGAGAAAUACUACUUACGGUCACUUGGAGAAGACCCGAGGAAGGAUGUUGCAGAUAUCAGACAGCAGUUUCCAUCGUUAGGAGGAGAUAUUAAGUUUCCAAUAUUCUUCGAAGAGGAGCAGUUCUUUUCCAGUGUUUUUCGAAUUAGUUCACCUGGAUUGCAACUCUGGACUCACUAUGAUGUAAUGGAUAACUUUUUAAUACAAGUAACAGGAAAGAAGCGAGUUACACUGUUCAGUCCUCGAGAUGCACACUAUUUGUAUUUAUCAGGUUCUAAAUCAGAAGUGCUGAAUAUUGACAGCCCAGACCUGGAUAAAUACCCACUCUUUGCUAAGGCGAGGAGGUAUGAGUGUUCCCUUGAGGCUGGUGAUGCUCUGUUCAUUCCUGCUUUAUGGUUCCAUAAUGUAAUUUCUGAAGAGUUUGGCGUGGGCGUGAACGUCUUUUGGAAGCACCUUCCAUCGGAAUGCUAUGACAAAACAGAUACCUACGGCAACAAAGACCCUGUAGCAGCAUCCAGAGCUGUGCAGAUCUUGGACAGAGCUUUGAAAACACUGGCUGAACUACCAGAGGAAUACAGGGACUUCUAUGCACGCCAAAUGGUCUUACGCAUUCAAGACAAAGCCUACAGCAAGAACUUUGAGUAAAAAAAUGAACUCAAUGUAGUAAAAAUUUAAAAAUAAAUAAAAAUCAGCUUAAGUAUUUGAAAACUAUAACAAGAUAUAAACAUUUAAAGAUGUUUUUUAAAAAUAGGAUAAAUUAGUCUCAGAUUUAUUGUAUAAAAAGAGAUGCAUAUCUGAUUUCUACUUGGUACAGAUUGAGAAUGCUUAGUAGACCCAUUCUUUAGCUUUACGAUGUAAAUAACUAAAAUUCUGACAAUAAAAAUCUGUGUUGAAUCACACUACAUAAAGUCUACUGAUGGAAUGACCUUCUUUGGUCUUUGCAGUGAUUCAGUAGUGCCACCAGAAACUUUUGAUCACCCCACCCCCACCCCACUGUCUUUCAGCCACAGGAUUGGCAUUAUCCUAGGUCUAGCUCCCCUCGUGGUCAUGGGAUGGUUGCCAGUAGCAGCUGGGGCCUUGUGUGUCUUCAUUUGUAUGCAGUGGAGUCGUCUGGCUGGAAUCCACAGGCACUGUCUUACAUGAAGCCGCUUUCCAGAAUUCCCUACCAGGCCCUUAGCCUUAAUGCUCUGAAGUGGCUUAGCCCUGUCCAGCAAUGAGCCAGUCAUCAUCACAUGCUAUAAAAUUAAACACGAGUGGGAUGCUCUUCCUUAGGGCACAGAAGUGUAUGAGGGAACAGAAAAGAUAUUUAAUAAAGCUUACAGGAUGCUAAAAAUGAGUAGAUUUGAUGGUGUGAUAGAUCAUGAGUUCUGGAUUUACCCAAAUGUCUGACCCUGGCCUUUCCUGCCCCUCAAAUGUUGUCAGCCUCUCUUUAGUUAAUACUUACAUCUAAACUUUAAUCAUUGUUUUCCUAGCAGAUACUU